This is a messenger RNA of Lotus japonicus, 3141 nucleotides long. RefSeq names its product DNA topoisomerase 1 alpha-like. The record is from RefSeq and is a predicted model, not a curated record. Gene Ontology annotation, cellular component: nucleolus; chromosome. The transcript is spliced from 16 exons. The coding region runs from base 202 to 2892 and encodes 896 amino acids. NCBI's taxonomy places the organism in Eukaryota, Viridiplantae, Streptophyta, Magnoliopsida, Fabales, Fabaceae. Gene Ontology annotation, biological process: chromosome segregation; DNA topological change; DNA replication. Gene Ontology annotation, molecular function: DNA binding; DNA topoisomerase type I (single strand cut, ATP-independent) activity.
UGGCCUGACCCGAGUUAAACUCGCCCUAACUCGCUCCUUUGGUUGUAUGUAUCUGUGAGCUACCACCCUUGCCUUCUUCUUCUUCUUCUCCCCCAAAAAUCCCUAUCUCAUCUCAUCUCAUCUCAUCCACUCUCAGCUGCAACCAUUCUCAUCGUUCGAAUUGCAUGUGAUGCACUUGCCUGCACUUGCCAUAGUUGAAUAAUGGCUGUGGAGGCUUCUGACAAACCAAAUCUGCCAGAUAAUUUUGACGAUGAACCAUUAGUUUUCAAAAGGUAUAAGAGCAAGAAAAGUCAAUUGAAUUCAGAAGUAAGGAAGUCAACUUCUCAAAGCCAUGAUGGACCGUCAUAUAGACAGAAUUCUGAUGGGCCUUCUUCAAAUGGAAAAACUUCUAGCAUGCAGAAAGGUAAUAUUGUCCCGUCUGCUAAGGUAACACCACCCGUGAAGGCUUCUGUAGGUAUCUCAAAAGCAUCUAAUUCACUUGGCAACGCCUCAUCUGCUAAGUUGCCUCUGGCAAAUUCAAAGUUAGUUUCAUCGAGGGAUAAACCUAAGACUCUUUCAGAACAGAAAAUGUCCAUUAAUGUUAAGGAGGAAAAAAAUAUCAAAAAUUGUUCUAAAGAUGAAGAUUCAGAGGACGAUGAUGAUCAUAAACCAUUGAGUGCUAGGUUGAAGGUGAACUCUCACCACGACAACAAAACGUCCCCUGUUGUUGUCAAGAAGUCUUCUGAAGACUCUGAAGAUGAUGAUGAUGAUAUCCCUUUGUCAGUAAAGAUAAACCGUAAUUCUAAUUUGGCAACAUCCAGCAGUAACUAUGAUGAUUCUGAUAAGAAGCCUAUUUCAAAAGUUCAGAAAGAGCGUCAAAAUGGUUCUGGCAUAACUAUUAAACAGGAAAGGGCAUCUACACUACCAGUUAAGAGACCUAUUGAUAACAGUAACUCCUUGAACUCUUCGAUGAAGAAGCCAAAGGUUUCAGAUUCAGCUGCAUCAACCAAAGCUAAGCAAGUCUCUGGAAAAAGCCAGCCGAAGAUAGAAGAUGACGAUGAUGAUGAUGUUCCUAUUUCCCAGAGAAUAAAGAAUUCGGCCAAAUCAGCUGCUAAAUCAGUUUCCAUAAAGAAGACAGUGACAAAGGCUACUAAAGUUAAUAAGUCUGGCACAACAUCUUUUAAGAAACAGGCCAAGUUCAAGUCAAAAAAAUCAGGCAGUGGUUCAGAAUAUUCCAAAGCUUCAAAACUUCUUCCUAGCUCUGGUGAUGGGCAGAAAAAAUGGACAACAUUGGUUCACAAUGGUGUCAUUUUCCCUCCUCCUUACCAGCCCCAUAGGGUAAAGAUGCUCUAUAAGGGGAAACCAGUUGACUUGACUGCUGACCAAGAGGAGGUUGCUACAAUGUAUGCGGUCAUGCGAGAUACAGAUUACAUGCUGAAAGAUAAGUUCAAGGAAAAUUUCUGGAACGACUGGCGAAAGUUGCUAGGAAAAAAUCAUGUAAUUCAGAACUUAAAGGAUUGUGACUUUACCCCGAUCUAUGACUGGUGCCAAACUGAAAAGGAAAAGAAGAAACAAAUGACUACAGAAGAGAAGAAGGCUCUGAAGGAAGAGAAAACAAAGCAAGAGGAGAAAUACACGUGGGCUAUUGUGGAUGGUGUUAAAGAGAAGGUUGGAAAUUUUAGAGUUGAACCACCAGGAUUGUUCCGAGGCCGUGGAGAGCAUCCCAAGAUGGGAAAAUUGAAAAGACGCAUUCGUCCUAGUGAUAUCGUAAUUAAUAUUGGAAAGGAUGCACCAAUUCCUGAAUGUCCUAUUCCUGGUGAAAGGUGGAAGGAGAUAAGACAUGACAAUACAGUUACAUGGUUAGCCUUCUGGAAUGAUCCGAUCAAUCCAAAGUUGUUCAAGUAUGUGUUUCUGGCAGCUAGUAGUUCCUUGAAGGGCCAAAGUGACAAGGAAAAGUAUGAGAAAGCUAGGAUGUUGAAGGAUUAUAUAGGGAACAUUAGAGCGGCAUACACGAAAGAUUUUACAAGUAAAGAUAUUACGAAGCAGCAAAUAGCUGUUGCUACUUAUCUUAUUGAUAAACUAGCUCUGAGGGCUGGCAAUGAGAAGGAUGAUGAUGAAGCUGAUACUGUUGGUUGCUGCACAUUAAAAGUGGAGAAUGUGACAAGAGAAGCCCCCAACAAGUUGAAGUUUAACUUCCUUGGUAAAGAUUCAAUCAAGUAUGAAAAUACAGUUGAGGUCGAGCUUCCUGUUUACAAUGCAAUAUUGAAGUUCCAAAAAGAUAAAAAGGGUGGUGAUGAUCUUUUUGACAUGUUGGAUACAAGUAAAUUAAAUGCACAUCUGAAGGAACUCAUGCCUGGUCUAACAGCAAAAGUCUUCCGUACAUUCAAUGCAUCUAUCACAUUGGAUGAUAUGUUGAAUAAGGACACUAAAGAUGGAGAUGUUGGGGAAAAGAUUGUUGUUUAUCAGCAUGCAAAUAAACAGGUUGCAAUCAUUUGUAAUCAUCAACGUAGCGUUUCAAAAUCUCACGAUACACAAAUGACAAGGUUAAAUGAAAAGCUUGAUGAACUUCAGGCUGUUCUGAAGGAGCUAAGAACGGAUUUGGACAGGGCUAGGAAAGGAAAGCCCCCUUCAAAGAGUCCAGAUGGAAAGAAGAAGAAGAACUUGUCUUCCGAAGCGCUAGAGAAAAAGAUAUCUCAAACCAAUGCAAAGAUUGAGAAAAUGCAGCGUGAUAUGAAGACAAAAGAAGAUCUCAAAACUGUGGCAUUAGGCACAUCCAAGAUAAACUACCUUGAUCCCAGGAUUACAGUCGCCUGGUGCAAGAGACACGAGGUUCCUAUUGAAAAGAUUUUCAACAAGUCUCUGCUGGCAAAGUUCACUUGGGCUAUGGAUGUGGACCCUGACUUCAGAUUCUGAGAUCUGUAGAAUGGAGGCAUAAAACAUUUCUUUUUUUACUCAUUUCUUUUUUUAUAAUUUUUUUUUCCCUGUUUUGUUGAGUCUAGCGGAAAUCUGACGUUGUAAGUUCAUCUAAUCUAAUUAUGGGGGUGAGUUGCCCCUUCCCCAUUUACCUGUUUUCUGCUUAAACAUUCAACAAUUCAUAAAUAUGAUAUUAAUGUGAUACCCAUUGCCAAAUGUGGAAAAUGAGGUGAAGUUUUUUUAGUUUCA